Messenger RNA from Amoebophrya sp. A120, 3236 nucleotides. NCBI's taxonomy places the organism in Eukaryota, Dinophyceae, Syndiniales, Amoebophryaceae. The record is from the annotation of a GenBank genome assembly.
AGGAUCGGUUGUUUCGGCCCAUGAUACGAUAGCGCCACCCGUAAGUGGGGUACACGAAGUAGAAUCGUUCGCAAUCCUUCCCGGAAUGAUCGUCGUUUUAACCCGAGAUUGUUGUAGUUGUUUGAUGCUGACUUGCGUAUGGCAAGUUUGGUUUUUCGAUCGAACUGCACAUUCACCGACUUUUCCCACUUGAGAGCUGCACUCUUCCAACUCCUAUCGUGAAACAUAAUGACUACCCCCGCUGCAGCACCACCUGCAAGUGCAGGGCAACAGCAGCAACAGCCCCAACAACCCGCCCCAGCAGUCCCCCAACCUCUCCCCGUGACGACUUCCACCGCCGCUGCAAUAGCACCUCCUCCACCUGCAGUAGCCAAUACGAAGGAUAAUCAGGACGACGUCGGCCCAUUGGACAGUAUCUCCAAUGUCGGCUCUUCCGCCACCGCUUCCACCUCCUGGCAGGGAAUCGACUUCUCUUUACGUCCUCCAAAACCGCAACUUGCGUGCAACGUCGAGAACUACACCUACAAACCGUGGUACGCGUGGACGCGCGAAGAGGUGGCGUCUGACAGUUCUAUCAAGUAUUUCAGAAGAAAAAUAAAAGGCGUCGACUACGGAGAUGAUGACGAUGAGGAUGACGAAGGCGGAAACACGAAACAUUCAACAAAAAUCACCGCCGUUUCCUCCCUCGAGACCAGUCACGAAAUCGCGCGGGAAAGGGAGAAACAGGAAGAGGAGCUGAAAGUGAAGCAGAUGCUGCGGCGAAGCAGCUCGAUUUCCUCUUUUGUCAACCCGAUAGAGCUUUUUGGAAGGAGGAACAGCAGCAAUCAACUGGUGAUGCCGCCGAGCGGAGCAGGAGAUGCUGACAAAGACAAGAAGGACAAAAAAUCGGCGGUAAAAAACGACUCCUCCGACGGCUCGGUUUUGAAGCCUUCUUCUGCAACCGAGCAAGAGAAGAAAGACGGCCAACCGGCAAACCCGUCCGACGACACCACAAAAUCGGAUUCCAAUGACAAGAAGGAAGAAGAGUUUUCAGACCAUCCGCCCACCGUCGUCCACUUCGUUCUCGACGUGAACAGUUGGUCGGUGGAAACCGUCGAGGCGCGGGAAAUCCUGCACGCGAAAUUCACCUUCCACUGGUACUGGUGCGAUGAAAGACUGAUCGGCUACCCGCCGGAAAAAGAUCUGCCGAAAAAUGUCUGGCGGCCGGAAGUGAUGGCGUGCGCGGGCGUAUGAGAGUGCACAACUCCCCCUCGAGCCCCUCGUUUGUAGGGCAUGGGCAGCAAUACAAGCGGCGGCAACAGUGCAGGUUUUGAAUGACAAAUCCACCUCGGGUCGUAGUGCUGUUUGGGCUGCCAGAAUCUGUCAUGCAAGAAGUGCCAAGAGGCAACGGGCGCGUUUGGUAAUUAGCAUCACAAAUGAGGUGGAGGGGGAGUUAUGCGCGCUCAUAGGGGGUGAAGGUGGACGAGAAAUAUGAGACGAUGCCGAAGUUUCAGUCCGGCCCGCACCAGAAAUUCAACGGAGAGCUGGAGUUGUCGCUAGUCGCGACCUUGGAGCCGGGGUACGACAUGCAGAAGGACAUCCAGCGGCUACGGGUGUUCCCCUUCGACAGUCUCCGGUUAGAUUUAUCCGUGUCCUUACGACAGUGCACCACUCCCCCUCCGCCUCAUUUGUAUUGCAUCACCAGCAAUGCAAACGCCAGCGGCCCUGGAGCCUGUGCAUGACAAAUCUAUGUGCCUACUGUAGUACUGCUUGGGCUUUCGAAAUUUGUCAUGCAAACCAUGCCACAGGCAAGCGGCUGCAUUUCGAAUUUUGGAAGACAAAUGAGGGGGAGGGGAUGUUGUGCACUUUCAUAGCCCUCGCACAACCUGAAGCGGUUUGACGGCGUGAGCGAGAUCCAACUCAGGUUAGAUAGGAAGAAUCCGGGGGGCAGGAAGGACAAAGGACAUCCGCACCAGCACGUCAACUGGAUCUGCACGAAUAAGAACAGCGGGGAAUACGAGUGUGUGGAGUUGAGAUACGGGUUGGGGAGGUUGACGUGGAAGGAAAAAAGGAUUCCGCAGUUCUUGUUCUCCUUCUCGUUGAAAAGAACCGCGAAUUACUACGUGUUGAAGGGAAUAAUACCGCUGUAUUGCUCCAUGUUGUUCGGCGCCAUGAAUUAUUUCACGGAGGUGAAUGACUUGUCCACGCGGCUGCAGUCGUUAUUAGCGCUGUUCCUCACCUGUUUCGCGAUUCAGUGGACGUUGUUGGAAAGAUUGCCGAAGUUCCCGUUUCUAACCGUUUUGGACAAUGUCGCGUACUCCGUGGUGAUCGCGUUGUUUUUAAUGGGCUCCGGGUUCUGCAUUGCUUAUUACACUUGCAGGGAGCGACUCGUGAUCGAAGACAGUGAAAUCGUCUGCGGGAGCUCCACUAGCGGGUCCGCCAGCAGUCCGUCGAUCGGACAGAAUUCCCCCUCUGGCGGCUCCACCGGGCAAACAACGACCUCGAACGCGUGUGCAACCGCGAACAGUCAGUCCGGGGUGAUGACUACGAAAACGACGAAGGAUUUUUUCGUGCGGUUCGACUUGGACAAGGGGGAAUUAGUGGAUAAAAUCUCCAUUUUAGUCGUCGCCGUGUACGUCUUGAUCUACUGCAUCGGCUACAAGUUUUUUUACACGGUGUUUUUCAGUAAGAAAACGCGGAACGGGGGAGCGUACAGAGCGUGGCGGGACGGCGCGGAUUUGCGGAAUAAGUAUCAAAUGCAAAUAUAUCUGGGUCUGGAAGAAUGCAAGAUUUGUCAUGCAUAUUUCUCAGGACCCAUGAUGCCUGUACUGCAUGACCUAGCAUCACAGACGUUUGGAGGGCUUUCUGAUGCGCCUUCCGCAUGAGAAAUACCCUGCCCGUGUAGUACAAAUUGGAUCCCUCUUGCUGGUGAUGCAAUACAAAUUUUUCUACAAUCCGAAAACAGCAUGACAAGUUGCAACCUUUCAGACCCAGACAUAUGUGCAAUGCAUAAUAAGUAUUUUAAACCGAUUCGGGCUUGGUGUCUGAAGCUAGAUGACGCGUUCUUCCGCGGAGGAGUGUUUUUAGGGAUGGGCCGAGGCCAAGGUCGCGUGGCCGCACAGGUCGACUUCAUUCGUCGGGGUCCACCACCGAAUGCGGAAACAGGACGCGUCGUCCGGGUUCACCUUUCUUGUGUCGUGCCGGAUAAAAGUACCUCCAGGGCAGCCCUCGGCAUUGUCCUCGUUGUGGUCGGAUAA